AUGGAGGACCAGCGGAGGACUCUGACACUCGGGAGACUCACGAGGAAGUCCCGGGUCUCCAAGGAGACGAAGCUCCGGCUGCGCGUGAUCUUCCUGGAUGAUAGCGAGCGCACGUUCGAGGUGGAGCAAAAGGUUUUAGGUGGGGACUUCUUCAACAAAGUGUGUGGUCAUCUGAAGCUGCUGGAGAAAGAGUACUUCGGGCUGGAGUUCAGACACCACAGCGGCAACUACGUGUGGUUGGAGCUGCUGAAACCGCUCGCCAAACAGAUUAAAUACACCAGCGAUCUGUUCUUCAGGUUUAUAGUCAAGUUCUUCCCACCAGAUCCUGGACAGCUCAAGAGAGGCCUCACUAGGUAUCUUUUUGCCUUACAGAUAAAGCAGGACUUAUCCAAUGGAAGUCUGACCUGUAAUGACAACAGUGCUGCCCUGCUAGUGUCGCACAUACUACAAUCAGAAUUAGGGGAUUACGACGAUGAGUUUGACUGCCAGCACUUAGAGAUGAAGCAGUACGUCCCCAACCAGGAGUACAUUGACCACAAGAUCAUCAAGUUCCACAAGAAACACAGAGGUGCAAGUCCAGCAGAGUCUGACAUCCACCUCCUAGAGGUGGCAAGGAAGUUGGACAUGUAUGGCAUCAGGCCUCACCCUGCCCAUGACGGAGAGGGUAUGAGGAUAAAUCUGGCCGUCACACACUCUGGAGUUCUGGUCUUCCAGGGGAACACCAAAAUCAACACAUUCAGCUGGGCCAACAUUCGCAAGCUGAGCUUCAAGCGGAAACAUUUCCUCAUCAAACUCCAUGAAAAAGUUGGGCCAUCUGGUAAGGACAUUUUAGAGUUCUCCAUGGCCAGUCGAGAUGUGUGCAAGUCCUUCUGGAAGAUGUGUGUAGAGUAUCAUGCCUUCUUUAGACUGGCAGAAGAGCCCAAGACGAUACAAAAAACUCUCCUGUCUAGUAAGGGAUCCAGCUUUAGAUACAGUGGUAGGACUCAGAAACAGCUGCUGGAGUGUAUGGGAUCUAGGGAAAAGAAGACUUCACACUUUGAAAGGACCUACGGUCAGUCAGACUUUGAUCCACGCCACUGCCGCUCCUCUCCUGACCUCCUCACAGAUGUCUCUAAACAGUUGUACGAAGAGGACUUCCCUCUAUCUGGUCACGCCAUGGGGGUCCGGAGUGAGGAUGAGAUGGACCCGUAUCCCCAAGGUGCUUACGACUUUGAAAUGGAUGGAGGGGGUGCAAGACGUCACCAAUCACCCUUUGAGUUCCCACAUAGGACCCGCCCUUUCAUCCGAGUGACUCCUCUUUCUCCAUCUCUACACCAAUUUGCCCCCUCGCCCAAGAUGAGAUGUGCCUCCACAUCAGUGAUGGACGAGACGAGAGGGGGGCGUCUUGGGGCACAGCGCCAAGCCCAAAGGUUAGCGGGCAUCUACGGCAACCGCUCACGGCGUCGGCCAAAUCCCCAGCCCCAUCCAGACGCUGCUCAGCAGUUGGUUCUUUUGUACCCAAACACUCCGGCUUAUCAUUACCACCCUGUCCUCCCAUCAUUUCCUUUUGCCAGUUCUUCACCACUCAACAGACAUCCAUAUUUGGCAGACUAUGUUUCCGUUUCUUCACUGGAGCGUUUCCCCCAGCCAAGGAGGCGGGAUUAUGUGGCAAUGGAUGGGUUAUCACGACCAGCUUUCUAUCCUAUAAGCCAUGACUCUCCGUCCAGCUCUCCAAUAAGGAGAAACCUGCGCCCAGCCAGUUCAGGGGGUCUGGGUUUGCCAAGGGUUUAUCAUCCAGGAAGCAAUGGAGCAAGGUUUAUGGGUGCUGGACAUACAGAGGCGGGGCAUUACAGCGAUGACUGCAAAUUCCUCCCAGGGUUGCCUCGCCGUGUGGCGAGCCAGCCAGAUGUCAAAUUUCACUUUUCAAGAAGUGCCAACCCUGCUUUUGACCCCGCCUCUGAAUUCCGUCCCCUAGGCUACUACCCUCAUCUGACACGCCCCUCAAGACCCACCUACCUCCCAUUAAACUCUUCCCCUCUCCCAGACCGACCUGCCUCGAUGUGCAUGAUUGGCGGCACCGCAGGGAGCUACAGCGACUCAGAACCUGAAGUUUUCUAUCCAUAUUACUGCCCACCACCCCCCAUGGGGAAAAUGGUACGGUCCACUGGACUAGCCAGGAUGAGGUUUUCCUCUGGGAGCCUCCAACUAGAUGAGGAAGAUGAGGGGGAGGAGGAAGAGCAGGAGGAGGCGGCAGCAAAGGAGAAAGCAAAAAAAGAGUCAAAGGAUGAAGAAGAGAAAAAAGAAAAGACAGAAGACAAGCCAAAAAGUCCUGCAAAGGUUACGAAAGUCACGAUUUAGAGGAAGAUGAAGAGAAUUCAAAGCCUGCAAGAUUCAUGAUGUGAUCACAUGCAAACGUAGGAUGGU
This is a messenger RNA of Cheilinus undulatus (humphead wrasse), 2403 nucleotides long. Its product is annotated as FERM domain-containing protein 7. Bases 1 to 2337 code for a protein of 778 amino acids. Gene Ontology annotation, cellular component: cytoskeleton. The transcript is spliced from 12 exons. Gene Ontology annotation, molecular function: cytoskeletal protein binding; guanyl-nucleotide exchange factor activity. Lineage: Eukaryota; Metazoa; Chordata; Actinopteri; Labriformes; Labridae. The record is from RefSeq and is a predicted model, not a curated record.